AUGUGCUCUGCAAGAGAUUGCAGCACGGUGGCAGGCCCCACCAAUGGCAUUGUGUUUCUGACUGGCUACACUGUUGGCGCAACGGCUUCAUUCAUAUGUUCUCAUGGUUACACACUGAUCGGCUUUUCCUCUGCCACUUGUAAUCAUGGAGGAGUCUGGUCCUCCCCCACACCCAACUGUGAUCGAGUGAUGUGCCCCAACGUCAAUGCGCCUGAAAAUGGAGCAGUCUCCACUGGUGAUACGGAGGUAUUUACCGUGCGAAGAUUCACAUGUGACACCGGGUUCAAUCUUGUAGGUAAUCCAGCAACAGUGUGUAUGGAAACUGGCACUUGGUCCGAUGGCACGCCUCAUUGUAUUGAGAAAACAACAACCUGCCCGUAUUUGCUGGCACCAGCCAAUGGAUUCAUAGAUAAUGGAAGCCUAGAUGUUGGGUCCUCCCGCGAAUAUUCUUGUUCUGACGGAUACAUGACAACUGAUUCAACGCACACAGCCUGCUUGAAAAAUGGACGUUGGUCUCAGUCCGUUCCAUGCUGCUUCACUAAACAUAGUACUGGUGAACAAGCAGCGUCAGCUUCAUCAUCCUCAAAUAUCAUUGCCGGUGUCAUUGGCUUCUGUAUUGGUUUGCUAACACCCAGUGCUUUGAUUGUAAGUUACAUUGCGCGUUCCCGACGCAGGAGUCGGCGUAUCACCGUCACUGACAACACCGUCCAGCAAUCUGCUCUAUUUACUAACACGUUGACCAGGAGUGAUGUGUACCAGAUGGACGUGACCACGAUCGAACCAAACCUGGAGCCACAGUAUGCGUCUUUGGGGCAGAUUUGAGCCACCAUCAUUUGCUUCUCUCACUUCCACUGAUUUAAACGACGUACACCUCUUCUUUGUUUUCUAUCAUUUUAUAUUUUUGGCAGCGGUUAUGGUAACUCCCACAUGCAAAACUAAGCCCGGAGGGAAAGUAGUGAAGGCAAGGAUGGAACAUAUCUCACAUUUCUCGCAAGAUCUUUUAAUGAUCAAUUAAAUUUCACACGAUCCCGAACAUUAUGUACUUUUCAGAAAUAAAGAUAAAACCAGACUUUUACAAUAAUUUUGGGCAAAGAAACACAUCCAUUUUGUACUCAAUUUGUACUCAAUCUACAGUCUUUAUAUUUCGUAAGUGCCGCAUUUGUUGAUCACUCGUAGCUUACAAGUUACUGCGUUCAAUUCUGAACAGUACGAUGAGCAGGGAUAUGAGUUAGGGGGCUUACGCCCAUCGUAGUCUUCUUCUUCCACGCGGUUUGGGCCUGAUGAGUCGGCUAUGAUUGAACGAAAGAUCGUAUUCUUGUUUACGCACGGAACGCUUUGGCAAUAGUUUCAACAAAAUUCAAUUUUUCUUCGAACACUUUCUAUUGAAUUUAAAGAUAAGAAUCGCCUUUCACCAUGCACCCAAUUCUUGUUUUAUCGUGAUAUUUGCCUCUGUAUCCGCGUUGCUACAUACGAUUGUCAUGGCUGUCUAUCUGUUUCUAAACCAUUCCUUAAUCUAA
Molecule: messenger RNA, 1517 nt
Organism: Sycon ciliatum
Lineage: Eukaryota; Metazoa; Porifera; Calcarea; Leucosolenida; Sycettidae
Product: P-selectin-like
Exons: 5
Coding region: 1-822 (273 amino acids)
Source: RefSeq, a predicted model, not a curated record